Molecule: messenger RNA, 2874 nt
Organism: Lolium rigidum
Lineage: Eukaryota; Viridiplantae; Streptophyta; Magnoliopsida; Poales; Poaceae
Product: protein SIEL-like
Exons: 8
Coding region: 152-2551 (799 amino acids)
Biological process (GO): intercellular transport
Cellular component (GO): endosome
Source: RefSeq, a predicted model, not a curated record
UACAGCGCUGCCGCCGGUGCCCGCGACGGCAAGCCAGUAUCUGCCCCUCUCCCCAUCAAAACCCGGCCUCACAAUUGAUUGCCAGCUUCACCACUUCCCGGCAGUAGACAACCCUCUCCCACCGGCCACCUCCUAGAGCCACCCUGACCCCAUGGACAUGGACGAAGACCUACCAGCGUCCGAACCAUGCCCGACUUUCGCCAAGCUUGCUAGUUUCACGGGGCCGUCCGCGUCAACCAGCUCGUACGCCGGCCCAGAGGUGGAGGUCCGAGCGCUCGCCUCGAUGGCCACCGCGCUCUACCCGUUGGCACGGGCGGAGGGGCUCCGUGGCCUUGCUGCCUUCCUCGAGAAGGGGAAUGCCGGUAGUGGAGUUGCGGAGUACUGCUACGGCUAUGCGGCGGAAUUGCUGAGGGAUGAGGACGAGGGUAUCAGGCUGGGCGCCGUGCGAUUGGCUGGCAUUUGUGUGGAGAAGAUUGCUAUGAGAGAGGAAUUGAGUGGUGAUGCUGACCAAAUAGACCUGAUUUUCCUACAGCUUAGCUCCAUGGCUAGGGACAUGUGUGCAAAAGUAAGAAUUGAAGCAUUCAACGCACUUGCCAAAAUGCAGAGAGUAUCCGAUGGUGUGUUGCUUCAGUCCUUGUCUAAGAAGAUGAUAAAAACUGACACCGGAAGUGCCACAGGGAAAAAAAUAUCACCUAAAUUAGUAUUUCCCUGUGCUGCUGGCAUAUUUGCACAUGGGAUUGAAGAUGAAUUUUAUCAGGUGAGAGAAGCUGCCUGUAAAGCUUUGGGAGAACUUGCAAAGUUUUCAAACCAAUAUGCACAGAAGGCCUUGGACCUGUUGAUGGACAUGAUGAAUGAUGAUACAGAAGCAGUUAGACUGCAAACUUUGCGGACACUACUCGAUAUGGCAACAUAUGGACAUUUGAGUGUCCAGGAGAAGCACAUGCAUAUGUUCCUUGGCAUAUUGAUGGAUGCCAAUAUUAUAGUACGAAAUGCAGCACGCAAGAUCCUAGGGUUGGUGAAACUGCCUAAGCUUCAGAUGUUUAAAUCUGCACUUGAUGGUCUCAUUGCAGGUCUGGAGAAAGAUCCGGAGGAUCAAGAAAUAUAUGGUGUUCUGUUUUCCAUUGGCAAGAAUCAUGGGAGCUUUUCAGCCAAUAUAGCUAAGCAUUUAGCCAAAGAGAUCAGUAUGGCAUCUGAUGGAGAGCUGAUAUUGGACAAACCUAGGAUCAAAGCAUUGUUAAUAGUGUCUAUCUUGGCACCUUGUUCUGUUGAUAAAGAAAAAGAACUGGAUAUACCUGCAGUUAUAUUUUCACAUGCAAUUCCCCUACUUGGGACGAUCUUGUGUGCACUAGGAGAAGAUACACAAGAUUCGCUCUUAUCCCACUUGUUUCAUCGAUGUGGAUUGCCAUUUUGGGGUAAGAGGUUAGUGUCUUCAGAAGGUAAAGAUUCUGAAUGCUUCAGUGUUGAAACUGUGGAUGGAACUCAUGCACAGAUAGAAAAGACUGCAAUGUCAACGAAUUGCUUAGAUGAAGUCGUGAUAAUGCAAUCGACGAGGCUCAUACUAGAAACAGUUCAAGGCGCCUGGGCUAUGAGGAAGUCAUGCAUUACAGGAGAAGUUCAAAGUACUCUGAGGACAUGCAAAGAAGAAGUCAAUAUAUUAGCUGUAAAUUCUUCAGGAUCAGCUUAUGGGUUCUUGAGCUUUGUAAGCGACUAUAUUGAUGCAGUACAGCUCAUUGUUGAAAUGUGGCGUUUCGUUCAAUUGGAGAAUUCUUAUGCUUUUGGCCCAACAUCACAACAUAUUUUGCUAGAGAAGUUGGAUACAUCUGUGAGAAGGAUGAAAUGUUGUUAUGUCGGAUUGCAUAGAGAACUGGAGGUUCAGGUCUUGGAGCUUGCUUUGUUGGCUAUUCUAUUUAGACUGUCUGAGCUAGCAAUAUGUUCAGAAUUAGUGUUGGACAAGCUGCAUUGGAUAAUUAAUCACUUAGAUGGUCUAUGUGCCGAUGGAUCAUAUGAGCUUUCUGACUUCAGCCAAGAAGUUAAGAAAUCAUUUGAUGCUAACUGUAUUGACUGCAAUCCUGCUGUCAAUAUUUGCAGUUUUCUUGAAAUCUUUGAUCUAAAGCCAGCAACCAAUUUUGGAAUGGUUAAUGCUAGAAGUGCCGUGUUGAAAGUAUGUGAUACUGAUACUGAAAAUCCAUUAUCAUGUGUCCGUGGAUUGCCUGUGGGUGUAAGCUUUGACGUAUCUCUUCAAAAUAUCGCUAGCCACGAUAGAAUAUGGCUCCGCAUGAUUGCUGGUGAGUCCAUCCAACAUGUCUUCUUAGACUUGUCUUGUUUUGGGGGCGAUGAUAAGGUGAAGAGCUGCUCUACUGUCAUUCCUUUCUAUGCUACUCCAAUGGCAUGUUCAUUUGUUCUGAGGGCAUGUUUGGUAAUUGAAUGUCCAUUUGGAAGCAUCGGCGAUCAUCAGGAAGGACAUGGAGGACCAAGAGAUUGUGUAGUCCAACUCUGUGAUGAAUUGGAUGUCUACUUUGUUAGUGCUGAUAUGAGCAAAGGCGGUGGUUAGAAUGAUAGUGAUCAUAUGUUUCUUCUUUGGUAUGUACUCUUUGAUCGAUGUUACACUGUUGUCUUCUAACAGCAAGUGGUUAAAUGAUGGAAAUAUGAGUUGUUUGAUCAUGCACAAACAGUUAAAAACAUCAGUAGUGAGGAGUUUCAUGCGAUGCACUGUAUUACCAGAGUAAACUGAUUAUAAGUUGUUUUCAAGAAUGGAGAAUUCUGUGGACUAUGGAGCAUACGAACUCUUGUAUAGCUGUAGUGCCAGCAGGAACUCUGAAUAAAGAGUUCUGUUGCAAAGUGGUUCAUCCACCAUCCCCUGGAGCGGUGAUUCAU